AUGGCGGACGUGGUGCAAUACCGAUUGGAGCGCAUGGUGGAUGAGCUCGACGACCUCGAGCAGCGUGGUCUCUUCAGCCGCCGCGAGAUUGCCGAGAUCGUGAAGCAGCGUCGAAAAUUUGAGUACCAGCUGAAGCGGCCAUGUCCUUUGAAGCAAGAUUACUUGGCCUACGUCGAGUACGAGACUCAAUUGGAUGCGCUCCGUAGGCUUCGCAAAAAGUCCGUUGCGCGGGAAUUGAAGAAGCAAGGCAACAAGAAGCUGAACAAAUCCAAGUCUGAUUUCGCAGGCUUGCGUAGGAUUAUGGAGGUUUACGAGCUCGCUUUAAAGCGAUACAAGGGCGACAUCGAUCUCUGGUUUCGCUAUCUCGAGUUUUGCAGGACAAAAAAAAAUGGCAGGAUGAAGACGGGAUUGGCGAAACUUAUUAGGUUUCAUCCAAAGGUUCCGGGAGUUUGGAUUUAUGCUGCGGCUUGGGAAUUUGAUCAUAACUUGAAUGUUGCGGCUGCUCGUGCUUUGAUGCAGGAAGGUCUCAGAGUUUGUCCUACUUCGGAAGACCUUUGGGUGGAGUAUCUUCGGAUGGAACUUACUUACCUUAAUAAGUUGAAGGCACGGAAGGUUGCUUUGGGUGAGGAUGAAGGAACUCUCACACGUGAUCCUAAGAGUUCUGAUGAAAAACAAUGGAGGGAUGAAAACAAAGAGUUGUUCAUGUCACUAGAUGAAAGAAAGGAUGGUGAUGAUAAUGAUGGAGCAGUGGUUGGAAGUGAUGAGUCAGAAAAAAAGCAGGAAUUGUUUGUUGAACAUGGUAUGAAUAUGUUUAAGACUGUCUAUGGUGGAGCGGUUGAAGCUGUACCUUCAAGUCUCAGUCUUAGGAAGCGAUUUUUUGAAAUCUUGGAGGGUACAAAUUUGUCACAUCAUGAAGAUAUGUGUAAGGAGAUAUUGAAUGACAUGAAGAGGGAUUUUUCAACACAACCGGAAUUUUGGGACUGGCUUGCAAGGCGGGAAUGUGAUCUUGAAAAUGUUCAAGAGAUAAGUGAAGACGUCAUAAUUCCUCGGGUGGAAAAGACAGUUCAGGUUUAUGAGGAGGCUUUGAAAAAUAUUCCAUCAGGAACUAUGUUUAGUUUAUAUGCAAAUUUUCUAACGGCUAUUGUAGCUCCUAAAGAAGGAGAAACUGAUAUAAUUGGGUCGUCAGGUCAUGCUGUAAACUAUAUGUCACAACUCUUGUCAAUAUACGAAAGGGCUGAAAGCAUGGGAUGUAUUACUGAAGAUCUUGCUUGCAAGCACAUAUCCUUACAUUUGCAAUUGAGACAACUGGAUGAGGCCCGGAAACUGGCAGCAAAGCUUUGCAGUGGAAAACUUGCAGAAUCGGUUGAGUUAUGGGGGUUGAGAAUUACUAUAGAAAUUAGAUACAUCACAAGAAAUUCUCCUACACCUAGUGAGGCUGAUUUGCAAACCCUUUUUGAACUACUUCAACAAAUUUUGAUGAAAGUUUCUGUUUCAAAAUCAAAUAACUUGUGGCUAAAGGCCCUUAAGUUCUAUGCAAAUCAAAGAAAAUAUUUUGAUAAACUGGUGGAGAUUUCUGUUGAUACUUUGGUCAGAGAUGGUGGCAGUGAAAAUGGGGUUUCCCUUUCUUCUGCCAUUGUAAGUUUUGUGCUUCAAAAAGAUGGAAUUCAGCAGACCAGAGAUAUCUAUAAACGAUUUCUAGCUUUACCGCAUCCUGGCCUUGCCUUACAUAGACAUUGCAUUGAGUUGGAAACAAGCCUUGCAUCAAUAGGAGAUAAAGGUGGUCUCAUAAAUGCUAGGAAGUUGUAUGAAUCUGCACUCGCAACUUAUGAUCAAAAUGUCAGCUUAUGGCAAGAUUAUUAUCGCAUGGAGACCAAGAUGGGGACAUCGGAAAAGGCUACUGCUAUUUAUUGGCGUGCAAGGAGAGUACUCAAAGAUGCUAGUGAAUUUGUUGCUUCUCCAGAUAUGUGA
Sphenostylis stenocarpa is the source of this 1968-nucleotide messenger RNA. NCBI's taxonomy places the organism in Eukaryota, Viridiplantae, Streptophyta, Magnoliopsida, Fabales, Fabaceae. The record is from the annotation of a GenBank genome assembly.